Molecule: messenger RNA, 447 nt
Organism: Theileria annulata
Lineage: Eukaryota; Apicomplexa; Aconoidasida; Piroplasmida; Theileriidae
Product: g10 protein, putative
Exons: 2
Coding region: 1-447 (148 amino acids)
Biological process (GO): mRNA splicing, via spliceosome
Cellular component (GO): spliceosomal complex; nucleus
Source: RefSeq, a predicted model, not a curated record
AUGCCCCGAGUCCGGACUUUAAACACUAAACCUCCUCCGGAAGGAUGGGAAUUAAUUUCUGAAACCUUGGAAUCUCUCGAUGAUAAGAUGAAACAAGCUCAGCUUGAAUCCGGAGAGGGAAAACGUAAAACUGAAAUUUUGUGGCCAAUUUUUAGGAUACAUCACCAAAGAUCUAGAUAUAUUUAUGAUAUGUUUUAUCAGAAAAAACUCAUUUCAAGAGAAUUGUACGAUUAUUGCAUUAGAGAGGGCUACGCUGAUGCAAAUUUGAUUUCGAAGUGGCGUAAGCAAGGCUACGAGUACCUCUGCUGCCUACGUUGUAUACAGACUUCAGGCCAAAACUUCGAGACCACCUGUAUUUGUCGAGUACCUAAGCGCGACCUCGAGCCUGGAAAGGUAAUUGAGUGCGUUCUUUGCGGAUGCAGAGGAUGCGCUAGCUGCGAUUUUUGA